GUGAAAGACAACCCACCGGCGGAGCGCACGGACGGCGCUUCCCGCCCUCGAUUCCCCGGCAGGCCACCCACAUCCGUCGGUCCCGGGCAGGAAGCCGCCCCCUGGCUGGGCAGCCGGCGCCGGCUCAGAGAGGCGCCUGCGCUCGCUCGGAGCCCCCCAGGUCGGCCUUCUCGCGAGACAGGGCGGUGCAGGCCAAGCCGGAGGUGGAGCCGCUCGUGGCCGGGUGGGCUGGGGUGGCAGGGAGGCGCCUUCUCCGCGGGAGGCUCCGCUAGCCGAGCGGGCCCUGGCAGAAGCAGCUGUCCUGAGUCGGGCAGAGAAGGGAUCUCUCCAUCACCAGAUGCCAGAUCCUUCUGGAGAGGUUGAACUUGGGACAGUCUGCUUGUAAAGCACAUCUCUAACCACUGAUGCUCCUGAUGAACAUAGGAAACUGCUAUAUACCAGGUUUCCAACCAUCCCCAAAUGCCAUGCUGGGUUUCAAAUGUUUCCAGCAGAGCUGGAGGUGAACAUGGCAUGAAUUAGCCAAUGAUGUCUCAGACCAGGAUGACCAAAGCACGGCUGUUUCACCUCUCGGUGGUGGUGGGUUCCAUCUUCAUGAUCCUGCUGAUCAUUGUGUAUUGGGACAAUGUAGGGACACCACACUUCUACUUGCACACAACGUUCUCCAGGCCUCACGGAGCGUCCCCCACUGCCGUUAAGGAGGAAGGCCGAGGUCCUUUGUCGGAUGUUGAUGAGUUCUUGGAGAAGCUCCUAAGUUUUGACCCGAAACAGAAUGCAGAACUCGGUCAGAAAACGGAGCAGCCUCCCUUGCAUGCCUCAGUUAGGCCUAUUGUGGGUAACUUGGAGGAGAAUAUAAGAGGCUAUGACUGGUCCACCCGGGAUGCCAGCUUGAUCCUGGAUCAAGAGAAGCUGCAAGCAGAGAGGCGGAGGAUGCUGAGGGAAUUGUGUGCCAAUUCCAGCUUCACUUUCCCAACCAAGGAGCGGUCCUUUGAUGACAUCCCCAACUAUGAGCUGAACCACCUCAUUGUAGAUGACCGCCAUGGCAUCAUCUACUGCUACGUCCCCAAAGUGGCAUGUACCAACUGGAAACGGGUGAUGAUCGUGCUCAGUGAGAGCUUGAUGGACCAGGGCGUCCCUUACGCUGACCCCUUGGACAUACCCCGCGAGCAUGUCCACAAUACUAGCACCCACUUCACUUUCAAUAAAUUCUGGCGCCGGUACGGCAAGUUUUCCCGCCACCUUAUGAAGAUCAAGCUGAAAAAAUACACCAAGUUUCUCUUUGUCCGCGACCCCUUUGUCCGACUCAUCUCCGCCUUCCGCAGCAAAUUUGAGCUCGAGAACGAGGAGUUCUACCGCCGGUUUGCCAUCCCGAUGCUGAAGCUUUACUCUAAUUACACCAGUCUCCCGACAUCGGUGAGCGAGGCCUUUGAGGCAGGGCUCAAAGUCUCCUUCUCGGAUUUCAUCCAGUACUUGCUGGACCCUCGGACAGAAAAGUUGGCGCCUUUCAACGAGCACUGGAGGCAGGUGUACCGGCUUUGCCACCCGUGCCAGAUAGAGUAUGACUUUGUGGGCAAGCUAGAAACUCUGGACGAAGACGCGUCUCACCUGCUGCAGCUUCUCAAGGUAGACCAUCUUCUCCGCUUCCCUCCCAGCUACCGGAACAGGACUGCUAGCAGCUGGGAGGAAGACUGGUUUGCCAAAAUCCCCGUUGCAUGGAGGCGGCAGCUGUACAAGCUGUAUGAAGCAGACUUUGUCCUCUUUGGCUAUCCCAAACCAGAAAGCUUGCUUCAAAACUGAGCCAGGCAGGAAAGAGAGGGUUCAAAAUACCAAAAGAUCUCUUUUUUCCCCCAGACCCCCCUCUGCCUAUGUUGACAUACACAAGCAUACCCUUUUCUAUACCGUUUUACACAUCAUUGCUCCUUCUGCUUAGUCUGAUUCAUUUUGUUCAAUGUCCCUUCCUUUGUUUUGCUGUUAGGAUGUACGUUUGUUCAUUCCACCUACUGUCUUCUUUUUGGAUACUGUUUAUUAGUGCAUUUUUUUUAAAAAAAAAAGGAAAGAGAAAAAGAAAGAAUUAAUAUAUUAAAAAUAUUUAAUACAAAUCUGUUGUGGAAUAGGGGAGUAAAAGGGUGCACCAUUUUGUGGUGGUGGUGGUUGGAACUAUCCAGCAUGAGCGUCCUCAGGAGUUUUUCCAGUUGGGGAGUAGCGCAAAGUCAAACAUGAAGGGGGGGGGGCAGCAGGCUAGUUUCUCACCAAAAAUUAAAAGAAUAGUGCCUGCAUAUUUUGCCCUAUAAUUCAUAAUUUACAAAUGGUAGAAAUUUCCUCUUAAAAAAAAAGAAAGCUGGGAAUUGGGGAUUAUGGUUUUUUUUGGGGGGGGGAUGAACUGCUCCUCCCCCUUCCUGCAGACACCCAUGAUGUCCAGUUGUUUGUCACUGGUGGGAUGAUGUGGGACCAUUCCCAUGUGAAUGGUCCUAUCUCACAUGCUGAGUGCUCUUAAACAAAACAUGGGCUGUUUAAAUGGAUUUAUUUCAAUCCGUCCUUCGAUGCAGACAAAUGCUGCUUGGCAUUGGGGAAGGGGGUGGUAUUCAGUGCUCGCCCUACGCAGAGCAGUCCCAUUGAGGCUAAAAGAUGUGACUAACAUAGUU
Rhineura floridana is the source of this 2639-nucleotide messenger RNA. RefSeq names its product carbohydrate sulfotransferase 12 (gene CHST12). Gene Ontology annotation, cellular component: membrane. Gene Ontology annotation, molecular function: sulfotransferase activity. Bases 523 to 1794 code for a protein of 423 amino acids. The transcript is spliced from 3 exons. The record is from RefSeq and is a predicted model, not a curated record. NCBI's taxonomy places the organism in Eukaryota, Metazoa, Chordata, Lepidosauria, Squamata, Rhineuridae. Gene Ontology annotation, biological process: carbohydrate biosynthetic process; proteoglycan biosynthetic process.